UAGACUGUGGUGUGCAGACUGUGCAGACUGUGGUGUGUAGACUGUGGUGUGUAGACUGUGGUGUGCAGACUGUGGUGUGCAGAUUGUGAAGACUAUGUAGGCUGUGUAGACUGGGUGUGCAGACUAUGUAGACUGUAUAGACUGUGGCAUGACGAGGGCGUUCGCGUUGCUGAGCCCAACAGCUGACUGUCUACACUGGCGGCGUGUACUUCACACGUACAGAGAAACACAAUGGCGACGAUCAGACUUCGAAUGCUUAGUCGUCCCACCACUGUGAAGAGGGGCGAGUGGUGAGUGAACAUUUCUUGCUGAGGACUGCACAACUUCACCAGACCGGCAACCCUGCUGAGACGGCUGAAGGAGGUCGAAGGUCCUCCAUGCACUCUUUAGCAGUUUCAGAACGAAAUUUGUGUUCUCCGACCUCAGGUCAUUAGCUGGAUGUUGAGACAGAACGGCUACAGUUCAAAGCCAAGAGGAAGAAGUUAACCCUUGUGCCGACGAUCCAAAGAUGAUUUGCCAGUCAAGCGGGAGCGGGGCGGAAAGAAACAUUAAAUAAAUACAAGUGCUGGAUACGAUCUUCAGUCAGUCCAAGUCCAACAGUGCGACACGGAGCAUGGUGGCAGAGAUGGUGUCGCCACGAGAUCUUUUUUCUGCCAAUUUGUCUCCUCGCCCUCCGCCCUCUUUUCAGCUCCCCACAAUUCUGUCUUCACACGACAGGAGUAAAAAAAAUUAACACUUUUGUUUUGUCUGCACUCUUGAGGUCUGUCACCGCAGCUGUGACCCCCCACGCCAGACGUUACCCCAUUAUUCACGUCGCCGGGGUCAGCUUAAACGGCUUCCCGACAAGACAUUGCAUGAUAAGUAAUGGGAUAAGCACUUGUGGGCUUAAAACUCUGACGGAUUUAGUCUGGCGCCUCUCUUGUUAAUGUUUCCAACGGUCGAGUGCCGGGUCCUCGUGUGAACGUCCUGCUGCCACAACAGCGGAUGUCACCUUGUGAGCGACAAGCCAGAUUUUCACACGUGGCCUUUGUAAUAUAUAAUAACACGUGUGCAAAUCACUAAGGAUUUUAAACACUGCGGUUUUCAUUUUCAUCGGGGUAGUUGCUUUUUAGAUGGUGGAGUAGAAGCAUCUUGACAGAUGUUACUGACAUUGUACUUAAGUGAACAGCAGAAGGUCACAAUCCAAAUGCUAGCAAAUGUUUCUUGAGCCCUUCAGAAAGGAGUUCUGGAAAGAUUUUUUAGGAUAAUGAGUUGGAUGUGGAACAACAGGAACAAGGCUAGAGGUGUCACAGCUCAAGAUAAAACAAAAUAAUAGAAAUAACAUGUGGUAAACGAUGACUUUCCUACCACAUCUGAAACAUAGGAAAUGUUUGAUUACAAACUGAUUUUCGUUGUCAGAAACACGUGCUGGCGACGACUUGAGGUGCAGUGUAACACCAGGUGUAAUGUAACUCCAGGUGUAAUGUAACACCAGGUGUAAUGUAACACUUCAGGCAAGUGCUGGAUUCGAGUUACGUCACACGUGGCAGAUGAAGGUCGGGUGCUUGAAGGACCGUGCAAGGAGAAGGUGCAAGAGCAGACACCUUGACAGUCAAUGGCCAGGUGACAGAAAGCGGAACACGUGGCAUAAAGUCAAAGGACUACAAGGACCAGACUACUUCUGCUAAAACACUCGAUCGUCAGGUUCAUUACGAUGUGUUUUGUACUCUCUCGCCGCUGCCAUCCGUCGACACGGAACAGCCCGCGGCAUUGUGUAACAUUCAAGAAAGAAGAAUUUAUCGUAUUCCUGUCUGCCUGCUGAAAUUUUAAGCCAGCGAGAAACAAAGUUUUAAAAUUAAUAUAUAUGUCUGGCGAGUUUUGCACCUGAUGUCUGCAAAGAUAAAUUUGAAUCCAUUUCACAGGUACGGGCUGCAUGAAGUCUGCCGACGGAGAUGAAAGUGUUUUAAACCUGCUGACACUGACCCAACUACAACUCACUGGAGUAUGUUAGCUCAGAUAUGUAUAACAUUUUUUACAGAUAAUUAAUGAGAUGAAGUGUCACAAAUUACUCUUUUCCUCAUAAUAAACAAGCGUCAAAGAGCACCAACCUCGAGACAUAGACCCUCCCCCUUGCGGAGUGGGGAGGAGCUGCGUUUAGAAUAAAUGCUAACGAGGAAAGCAAGUGAGGACAUGUUUCAGUGCAAAAUUAAACAAUGCUCCCUGUGGAGAUGAAACUGUACUCUCUGCGAUCUGCAGAAGAAUGUGAUGCGGCAAGGAGAUGCGACUUACACUCUCCAGAAACAACAACAACAACAACACAUUAAGAUGGCGCUACUACGGCGGAGAGCUAAAAAAGUGAUGUACCUUUGUAUGUCCGCUUACAUCUUGAUUUUCCUGUUGACGAUGUAUUUCUGGAAAGGUCUCUCUCACUCCAGCACAAUCGUAAUGAGUGGCGAAAACUACGAACAGACGAAUAAUGUUUUGGCUGGUGAGGCAGAAGGAUUCGGAGACGAUAAGUCCCUCCAUGACCUGCCUUUGAACAUCAUGCCAGAGAACAUCAUGCCUCUCAGCACCAUGGCGCCCAGAAACGUGGACCUAGCGAUACAGCAGGCCGGGUGGAGACUGCCUGCUAAGGAGGACCCGGGUCAGCCUCCCCUUCAGCACAAUAAAUACGUGGUGGUGGAGGAGGCACUUCCGGGAAGGUUUGCGGAAGUCGUAACUGCGCAUGCCAUUCGAGUGGAGGGAGGUCUCCAAUUUCAAGAUCUUCAGCUCUAUGACACAGACCUGUCGGACGGAGAGUUGCCUGCCGUUGGGGAUUCGCAAUUUUUCGGGAAGAUAAGCUCACGUGUUCGUAACGGUUUUAACGGCCUCCGCCCGAAGGAUGAAGACGAUCCUGCUGCUGACGGGAAGCAGAGAGACAAGGGGUCACAUGAGGUCAAAGCUUUACAGGGUCGGGUCAAUAAGGAUGACUGGAUGUCACCGGAUGGUCUUGUAGACAAUGCACCGAACCAGCAAUGGUCACCGCAUCUACCACCAAACACCGAUUCUCAGCCCUCGUUCUUGGAUAGCAAAGCAUCCUCAGCCGAUGUCGUCGUGAACGUGUCUGUCAGCAAGGCCGUGGCAGAUUUUCAGAAAAUCUCUGACAUCACAAUCUAUUCGGCCUUCCUCGACAGCCGGAAGUCAACACAGCUCGUUCGAAUGAUGGCCGUAGCACCGGUCAGUAGACGGCCGUCAACCUUCGACCUCUGGUGUCUCUUUCCAUGGCUGAGGCCGUGGAACCCACUUUAGUGACAAUCAAACAGUCACCAGACUGCAACGGUGCGAAGAAAAACUGCCACUACACUCUCUCCUGUCAGGUUCCAUCUGAAAUGCAAUUUUCUCAGACUCUGCUCUCUCAGAACGACAUUGCAGUCGUAGGAGGAACGAAGAAGAGCAACUCCCUGAUGCAGACAGGUGAACAAGUUCGUUUAACCGUGACAGUCAACACAAUUUCUGCAGUCAAUUCGUCUGUGAAAGAGCAAGGCUAUAAAAAUCCAGAGCGAAAUAUCGUUUUCGGUGUGUGUGCCUCCUUUUCAUGGCAAGAUUCCGGUUCUGCGUUUAGUUGAGUUUGUGGAACUGAACAGAAUCCUCGGCGCUGCCCACUUCACCUUUUACAAGUUUGGUGUGUCGAGAGAAAUUGCGCAGGUGUUGACAUUUUACCAGAAUGUUGGGCUGGCCACGGUGCUGCCAUGGAGUCUCACUGCGCCCAAUGAUAUCUUUGAGAAAGGAGAAGCAGUUGCCAUGAGCGACUGUUUGUACAGAAGUAUGCAUUUAUUCGAUUUUGUUGUUUUUCUUCGUGUGAACGAAUUUAUCGUCCCUCAUGUGGAUUACACGUGGAGUCACUUGUUAUGGAACGUUCACAUGCGGUCGGAAAACCUCAACACUAUCGCGGCCACUUAUCAGGUUCUUCCUCUAGCUUGUUAUCCCGCAGACACCGGAAGUUGUGCGACCAGUCUUGAGGCGACUCCCUGUGCACGUGAUCCAAAUCGACCAAUCACAGAGAUAACUCACUUUCUGACGUUGAGAAAAAACUUUGUGCUAUGGCAACGAUACAAAAGCGAAUGAAACAAGUGUGUUUGUUCGACCAGAAAGAGUUUUGGAACUUGGGGCUCACAGGACGGCCAGACUCGUGUCGGAACUGUUUGUCUCUUUCAAAGUCGAACCAGGGCUGGCUUUAGUCCGCAAGUACAGAGAACGGUCUUGUAAACAGACGGUUAGUAAAACAUCUGUUGGCCAUGUCUGCAGCAGUCUCGUCCUGGAUGAAAAUCUCGCGAGGUACGAGAAAGAACUCAUCCGCAGGACGAAGCGAGUCCUGCAGGCGCUCAGUCGUUUGGUGUGAUAUGUGUUUAUAAGUAUGAUUCGAGAUGAAAUCAGUGUUGCGAAUAA
This is a messenger RNA of Pomacea canaliculata, 4404 nucleotides long. RefSeq lists its product as uncharacterized. NCBI's taxonomy places the organism in Eukaryota, Metazoa, Mollusca, Gastropoda, Architaenioglossa, Ampullariidae. The coding region runs from base 2245 to 3267 and encodes 340 amino acids. The transcript has 3 exons. The record is from RefSeq and is a predicted model, not a curated record.